UGUAGAUACUUUUUUGGCUCAGAAGAACAAGAAAACGAAACACAUGGAAGAAAAAGUAGAAAAGUUCAAAAAGCCAAAUCUUAUUCUUGCACACCUAGGCUUUUCCUCUUUCAGUCUGUCUUCUGUCCCCUUACGUAGGGUGAAUAGUCUCGCGGCCGUCUUUCUGACACACUGUCCGUUACUAUCUUCCCUUGCCGGUGGUUGAGCAUGACCACGACCAAAGACGAAUCAUCAUGGUGAUGAUCUCGCACACGACAAACUAAAACAAGAAAAUCAUGCCAGACGUGGACAGCACCGUUUGGGGUGACGUGAUCGCCUCGCAUCGAGGUUUGCGGGAAUUCUUGUGUUAUGGCGAAGGAGAGCUAGAGUUUUUGAAUUCUUCUUAAGUCAACAGUUUCAUCUUGGUCUUCAUCCUCCUCCACUCACUUCUAUGCACCUCCAGCUACACCUUCUAAUCAGAGAGCUUCGACAGAUGCGAAUGGUCGGAAGUGCUCAAAGCUUUAGCCAUUUUAGGCCUCCAGUCCGUCGUAAUCAAGUAUCGAGAACAGCUUGCCAGUGUUGACAUGGCAAUGUUGUACAAGAUUACACGCUACGCGGAGAAAUUCGAGGUCUUUCCAGCAACGCUGAAGGCCAUAUCAGGAGCACCUAAGGAUGCUCUGGGCUUUUUACCGGCGAGUCGGAGAUCGAGGACGGGAUCUGGUAUAAUUCUUCCUUUGUAUAGUAAGGUCACCGACCACCGGGCUCUUAGUAUACUGAGAAUGGGUGGAUGAUGUUAGAGACCUUCAUAGAAACAAAGAAGCCACGAUUUAUCUUCGAUUUAGCGAGUAGUUGUAGUUUUCAUGGAUCAACAUGAUAGGCGAUGCAGCAUCAUGGGGAGGUUCCCGACGUUUUUCCGAGGAGACAACAUCGAUGCGAGCUCGCGCCACACCAAAAAGAAGACCGAGAGCAAGUGCGCGUCCGCUUAACUCGUACAGUGUGUCGAAUUCUACUAGCAAGACGACGAGAAGACUAAACUUAUCGCGUGCGAGCGGCUAUGUACCAUCAGGAGCUCCAGAUAUUUACUUCUCGCGACCUCCGCCUGUAGUGGCGAGAAAGUAUUUUUUAGAGAAUUCUUCGCUUUGAUAAGAAUACGACUUGGUUGGGGUUCAGCUCCUGAGUAGAGGUCGACACGGACUCCACUUUGUCUUUCACCGAAACUGAGAAGUAUGAAGUACAACUUUUGUUCUUCCAAAAAAGACAACCUCACCCCACCAGGGCCGCCUUCGGAACAUCUGCAGCGACGUACCGCUUUGCACGUAUGGGUCCGCCUUUUGCAGAUGCGAUGGACGUCCUAGCGAUGAAUCGAAAAAGUACAGGCAGUACAGCACUACGUCGCUUCGCUACUCCGAGAUCAAAUGGAGGGACAUUAUGGCCCGUUGUCUAUUUUUCGAAAUCAAAUACAAAUUCAAGGCAAGAAUGCUAUGAAGUUCGAACAGUUAUUGUUUUUCGAGGUGUCGGGGUCGCUAAGUAGCAAUGUUGUAAAAGCUCCUCUUCCUUCUAAAAGCACGACCAAAUUCUUCUCGAGGAUUUGCCGGAGGUGCUUCUUCGUCAUCCUCGCGACCCCAGAGUGCGCGCAAUGCGCGAGAAGAGUCUGCUCGUAGACGUUCUCUAUCAGCCAGAAGUAGACGGGAACAAGCUCUUUUUACCAGUAGAUCAGCACGAAGUGAGCGAAGUGAGAACCAUGAUAGUUAUGUCUAUGAAGACGACCUCGUAGAUGAUGUGGAUCAAGCAGCUUUUAGUGAAAUGAGCAGACCCAUGUCACGCAGAUCAAGGGGAGAUCGGAGUCGAAGUAGGUCAGGAAGUGCGAGAGGGUUGGCGGAUUCGGGCAAUGUGACCAUCUCGCCAGCGAAAGGACGCACCAGAACAGCGCCACGAAAUGCGCCAGCGAGUGAGUGCAGAGCCAAGCGAGUUGGUCUAGAACUUCUGAGAAGUAGUGGAGAGGACUUCAUUAAUGGUCCUGAAGGAGCAGCAUAUCAAGUACAACAACGUGAUGUAGUGGAUGGUGGAAUUAAGGCUUGUUUCAUUCGCUACCUCCCACAAACUAACAAGGUGAUUUGCGACGUAGAUUUUUGGACGUAACCAUCAAUAUUAGCGGAUUACAAUCAAAGUCAUUCUCAUUUACAGCCACUGAUUGUUGAGCUCUAAAAAUCUUCAAGCGCAUCAGCCGUCAUCGAACAAUCCUUUCGCUUUCGAUCCCAUGCCUCGACCUUUUACAGCGCCAAGCGGUGACCGACCCCACGAGCCUCUGCGACUCCGCGACUUUGCUCCGCAAGCUGUUGCGAAUGAAGUCGGGACAAAUCUGGCAGCUUUUAACAACUACCAAAACCAAGUGCAGAUGGCGAGCAGAGGCGGCGGUGUUGCUGGUGGCGCAGUAGGGUCUAGUUGUACUAUGUUGAGUCCUCGGACAGGUGUGCCAGUUCCUAGCAUGCUGAGUCCUAGACGACGUGAUGGUGACCUCGACAUGAACAAUAUGCUAGGAGGUGCAGGACCAACUAGAAGAGACAUCCUUAUGCAAGGAUCAUUGGAUGGAGCUGGCGGAGGGGGUGGUGGUACAAGAAUAAAUCUUGUUCCUCAAGAACAAGAACCUCCAGCAAGGACAAUGCUAGGAGCAACUUCAGAACAAGCACCAGUUCCAGCACAGCAACAAGCAGCUUGUUCUCCGUUGCGUACGGUAGAUGAUAUUCUUAAUGGACCUCCACCAAACGAGGAUCCAAGAGUGCAGCGCGCAACUGGAGGUUCUACUACCGGUUCAUCUAAGAGGAACCCUCCACUUCCUACUUCUUUUUUUGUCUCCACCAGUAGUCCCAAACCUAUCCGUGGUGGAGGUUCAGCUGCGCGUAAUAGGGCAUCAUCUGGAGCAGGCCAGGUCCCGGUAGAUGUCGCAGGUCAUCUCUCGUCUGCUGAUGUAGCAGGUGACUCCUUGGUAGAGCAAGUGACCCUCGCAGCAAGUGGGGGAGAGAUCCGGACAGCUUUGCGUGGUGGUGGCGCAAGCUCGUCGUCUGCUUCCGAUAAUGCAACCACUGGUGCUGUGCCACACUAUGACAUCUCAACUUUUCUCAGUACUAGGACAUCACCAACAAGCGGAGGUGGAGGAGGUGUUUCAGGAGGUCACAUGUCUGGGACAGCAGCUGCAACAAUUCCUGGCGAUCAACAGGGUGGAGAAGUGCAGGAUUUGAUCAGAACACUGCGCAACAAACCACCACUUUACACCAGCCCUCUGGGAACAAGUCAAAGUCAAAGAGGACAACAAGAAAACGAUAUGCUAGUUCGUGAUGUGGACGUCUUUCAAGUAGGGUCAACUUCUCAGGUUGGUUCGAAGCUGUCUUCCAUUAUGUCACAAUCAAAUGGGUCUGGAACCGUAGGACUAGGACAAACGACUUCUUCAAAAGAAGAUAUUCUACAACGCAGUACAGGAUCAAGACCGGGCUCCGCGAAGCGGCUUCGAGACCAAAUUGUUGCAAGACAGUACAACUAAGCCACUUAUACAAUUAGACGCACCAUAGGCAUUUGCAUUCCUUUCUAAACAUUUUGAAAUUGAAUUUUUUGUCUGUACUGGCUACUAGAUGAACAAAUAGAUGUCGCGCUACAGUGAUGUUUGACCACCACAAGAACUACUAUGUAUGAUCAUACUCUCCCCCCUCCGACUACCUUUACAACCUCACCACAACAGGGAAAGCGCCGGAGAACUUCCUCUGAGCCAAUUGCCUUCGCGCAGCGAAAGACGGACACGGCAUAUCAACGCGAACAGUCUGGACGCAGCGAAUGGACGGGUUCGGAAUGCGAGAGCGUUCACAUAUCGCUUUUAAUCAAGGGUGAGGGGGAGAGAAGAAUGGCUUGUAGUAGUAAGGUUCUAGAAGUUUUAGUUACAGUACUUGAUGAAGGUGGACCUAAACACAAUUUCAACUUCUACAUUACAACAAGAUUGACGAUUGAUGACUCUGCUUCUAUGGAGAUCACGACAAGUGGUGCUAACAGAAAAAGAUAUGGGAAGGUUGAUUGGAUACAACCAAUGCCUAGAGCACUGCGCCAAAAAUUCGUGGUGGUCGCGUUGAUUCAAUGCUCGUUUUUGAUGAGUUGACCUGCUGCUGCUACCAUAUUACAGUGAUGCUAAGGCU
This is a messenger RNA of Amoebophrya sp. A25, 4154 nucleotides long. The record is from the annotation of a GenBank genome assembly. Lineage: Eukaryota; Dinophyceae; Syndiniales; Amoebophryaceae.